This is a messenger RNA of Lineus longissimus, 5029 nucleotides long. Its product is annotated as myb-binding protein 1A-like protein. Gene Ontology annotation, cellular component: nucleolus. The transcript has 31 exons. Lineage: Eukaryota; Metazoa; Nemertea; Pilidiophora; Heteronemertea; Lineidae. Gene Ontology annotation, molecular function: transcription corepressor activity; transcription factor binding; sequence-specific DNA binding. Bases 2 to 4177 code for a protein of 1391 amino acids. Gene Ontology annotation, biological process: regulation of DNA-templated transcription. The record is from RefSeq and is a predicted model, not a curated record.
CAUGGCCGACCACGUGGUCGUAGAUCGGAAAGUGGUUCUGUCAUUUAAUCCUGAGUUUUUGGCUCAAUUUACCUCUCUUGCUGAGGUUAGAGAUGUGGAAAGGAAUAAAGCUUGUCAGCAGUUGCUAACUCAUCUAAAAGGAAAGCAAGAACUUAUCGGAAAGGGUAAACAUGGAGCAAAAGGGUUGUGUACAGAGUUGGAAUACUCAAUCGAUAGGCUCGUCCGUGGUGCAGGAUCAGGUCGAGAAAUGGCCAGGGUUGGCUACACUGUUGCCCUUACAAAUAUCUUGAGGACUUUCAACGAUGUUACUGAGGACCUGGUCCUGGCGUCAUUCAAGGAAAACUUGAAGUUUCCCAAACAAGAAGCAAAAUAUGAUCAGUCCCAGGUGUUGUUGGGGAAGGUUAUGGUAUUCACGUCCCUGGUCGUCUCCGAGAGAUUACACAAAUCCAGUGUAGAAAACAUUGAGUUUGUUGUAAGUGGCCUGCUGAAGAUAAUCAAUGAGAAGAGUAUCUUGAAACAAUUAUGCAUCAACUGCCUCAUUGAGCUUUGUAAACGGACGUCAGCAAAAGUGUUCAGUCAUACAGUGCUUCCUCUAUUGAGUACCGACUUGAAGAAAGGUUGGAUGAACUGUGAUCCCAAUGACCUACACCUCGUGUGGAGUUUGGCAAAAUCUCAACCGCAAACAUUCGGUGCGAAAUUUCUUGUGGAAUAUUGGAAUGAGAAGGAAAUAUUGUGCGAUGCAAAUUUGCCCAAGAUAGCUGAUGUCACUAUGCAGUCGGCCAGCUCUCAGCCCUGUGUACAUCCUAUGUGUAUUGACAUACUGCAAGAGGCUAUGAAGAAUGAAGAACUAUUCAAGAAAUAUUGGAGCUGUAUUAUUGAUGGUGCAUUGUUGACCGCUCAAAAUUCCAAAAAGGUUCUGGCUUACAAAUUGGCUGAAGAAACACUCAAGCGAGCGCAGAGUGCUGGUACUGUGCGAACAGUUUUGUCAAAAGGCAUUCUCGAUAAUCUGUGCGCCCAUUGUCCAGUCAAGAAUAAUCCUUUGCAUGGUUAUGCUAUGCAGUUGAGCGAAUCCAUUGUCAGAACGGCCAAAAGGCUAGAUGACCAUUCUGUUCAACUCGUGGUCAUCAAAUUACUCCUGAGUUCUCCAUUAUCAUAUCGCUUUGACCACCUCACAAAGACGAAAACGAUUCACAGUCUCAUCUCCUUACUCAAGGGUGAUGCUGUCAAAUCUCUGGCUGAGAUAUGCAUGCAGAUGUUCCAAGGAGAGCGUGUAUUUGGGUCAAAGAAUAUUGACAUUGGCAGUCAGCAGCAGUGGGCAGCAUCCACUUUGACAAGUCUGAUCACCAGCACUGGGUUAGACAGGGAAACAGUGUUGUCUAUCCUUCAGUUUCUUUUCCUCAAUGCAUAUUUUGGUGUGAAAGGCAGCUCAAAAAACAUUCCUCAUUGUUCGGCAAUGGCCAGCAAAGAAAAUGCAAACCACAAGUCAGCUGAAAUCGCUUUCUCUAAAUCACUGGAUCACCUAAUGAUGUACCAACCCAAGACCACUUUAGGUCAAGAUGGCGAGAGUGAAGGUCAACCACAAAAGCAUGCUUACAUGGACACACUAUUUGACGUUAUUCAGUAUGCAAAGGUCCUGCUACAACAUCCUGAUGUAGCUACCCCAAAAAGACAAUGGUCAACAGAGGAGAAAGAAGAGUGGACUAAAUCACUACAACUUAUUGAGAGUAUACCUAAGGACCACCGUUCUCUGGAGGAUGUUGCCUUCCAGUUACUUACAAUGAAUACAGUACUAGAAUUGUUCAAGGAGACAGAGGAUGUACUAGAAGUUCUUGCUGAUAUGAGAAUUUGUUACAAGAAAGCAACCAAGAAGAGACGGAAGUCAGUUGGUUUGAAGUCAGAUGAACCUGAGUGGUUGGACGUGAUGGUGGAGCUGUUCCUGAGUCUCCUCUCCCGGCCAUCUCAUCUCAGUCGUACUGUCGUAUCGUCAACAUACAGAAUGCUGUGCCCUCACAUGACGCGUGGAGCAUUCUCCAUCUUGACAGGUGUGUUCAAGGAUGAUAAGGAAGGUGAAGAAGGCCUUAUUGGCUUCGAAGACGACGAGGACAUUGGCGAAUCAGAUGUGGAGGAUUCGGAAUCAGAGAAAGAAAGCGAGGACGAUGAUGAUGAAGAAGAAGAUGAAGAAGAUGAUGACGAUGAUAGUGGAAAUGAAGAAGAUGAUAGCGUGGACCCUGCGUUAAGAAGAGCAGUGCAGGCUGCACUCGGAAAGGCCGCCAAUAACAGUGAGGAUGAGGAAUCUGAUUCCGAUAUGAGUGAUUCUGCCAUGAUGCGCAUCGAUGAUGCAUUGGCCGAGGCAUUCAAAAGCCAGUCCAAACGUAAACUAGCCAAAGACAAGGAAGAGAAAAAGAAUCAACUGCGACAUUUCAGGAUGAGGUGUCUUGACCUGGUCGUGCUGCAGUUAAAACAUGGCCACAAUAGUACUUCAAUGGGAAUGCUCUUGGACUUGAUCCAGUGUGUACUUGAACUUCUUGAGUUAACAGUCAAUGACAAGAAGGAACAGCCUCUUUACCAUAAGAUAAGGGAAGUGUUGAAUGUUACGCUCAAGCAAAAAAAGGUAGUCAUUGAUGUGGAGGCUGAGGACUUUGUAGAUGCCCUCAAGUCAUACAUAGCUUACUCAAAGAAAGUUUCAGUUUCUGUUUUGCCCGUGAUAGAGUAUAUAGGAAAAGUGGGUGCAUUGAUAGUCAAAGUUGCCACAGGACAUUUGGUUGAUGGAGGACCAAGUCCUAUUAAGACUCGUGCCAAACGUGCCAAGGAAGUGGAUGAAAAGGUGACAAAAGCGGAGUUACCCGAGAUGUUGCUUGAAAUUUAUGAAGAGGCCCUGAAUGAAUUUUUCUACCAGCGAGACUCUCGCCUGAGUCAUCUACUGUUCUCAUGCGUAUUUGAGAGGUACCAGUCCUUUGCCUGGCCGUUGCACAAGUUACUGAUCAAGGUGAUGACUGAUGAUACAUUAAGGGUAUUCUGCAAGCAAAAGGCUGUUUUGAUGAUGUCAUCGCUGAUGAGCAGAAGUCUGGUCAAGGAUGUAGACGAAGACUGGGAUGUGUUUGGUCCAAUGAUCUGUUCGGUGGUUCUCAAGGUUCUCAGUCCACUUUCUGAGACAGGAGCGAUGAAACCAAAGCUAUUUGAACAUACUUUGAAUAUUUUGUUGAAGUUCAAAAAUAUUGCUCAGGCUAACGGAAUCAGUCUGGUUAUUCCUGAAGAGUUCAACCCCAUCAUUGAAGAAGCUAUUAGGAUUAGCAGCAAGGAUUUGAAGGCUGUGUGUCGAAAGUUCCAGAUCCUCAUGAAAAAUAAUGCCAAGAAAAGGAAAAUUGAUGAUGAGAAGGAAAACAGAAGUGCUUCACCAAAGAAGAAAGCAAAGAUGGUUGUUAAGGCAGAGAAUGGCUCAAGCGCUCAUGUCAAUGGUACAAGCAAGGCAGAAACUCCCAAAUCAAAGGAAAAGAAGCGGAGAAAAGGUGACGUUGCGCUUGCUGAUGUGGAGGUUGGGUCAGGUGCUCAGAAGGAAAUCGUGGCCCAAACACCAAACUCCAAGAAGAAAAAGAGGAAAAGUAUUGCAACGAGUACUGAAAUGGACACUGGUGAGAAAGAUGGGUCAAAUAGUCCUCAGGCAGAGUCGAUUGGUAAGAAGAAGAAGAAAAAGAGGAAAAGUAAUGCAUUGAUAACUGAUAUGGACACUGGUGGGAACGAGUUGUCAAAUAGUCCUGUCGAUACUCCUCACGCUGAGUCAACUGGUAAAAAGAAGAAGAAAAAGAGGAAAAGUAAUGCCUCUUCCAUUGAAAUGGACACUAGCACGCAUGGCGUAGAGUCAAUCAGUUCUUGUAAUGAUCGUCAAGUUUCAGAUGAUUUAACAGAAAGUACGGAAGAUGUAUCUAUUGUUGAGUAUGAUGUAUCUCACUGCGACCUUCUUUCAUUGCAAACCGUGACAAAAACACCAAAAUCUGCCAAGAAACGCAAACAAAAAGUUGAUGAGGUAGCUACCAAAUUGUCUUUUGAUUCACCACAGUCCAGAUCACCAGCACUUCAAAGUACUCCCAAGUCUGUUGUUGCCAGUACUACUCCAAGGUCCUCCCAAAAGAAAAAGCACAGAAGGAAGUCAAUGAGACUUGAGAAGAAGGCAACAUCUUGAUUCUUUGACUAAUUGAAGGGGUCCCUGCAAGAACCCGGUAACCAACAAUUUGGUCAUUUCACCAAAACUUUAAUUUUUUCCACUUACAAGGUCGCAUCAGGUAAAAAAAUUAGUUCCAAUGACAUCAUUCACUGGCAGUCUAGUGCAUAGGGAUUGCACUUACCUGGAUCUUGCUCUUAGCUGAACUGCUGUUUAUGACCUUUUGCUUUUGUGAGCAUUUUCAAUCCAUCAUGACUGGUACCACGUACUGCAAUGCUUUUAAUUUCAGUAGAUAGAGGGCAGUUCGACAAACAAAAAGAAUACCAAUAACUCCAUUUGACGGAAAAUGUUGGUUACUGUAAUAGAGCAGUGACCCCUUCAAUUGUACCCAUUGUUUUACUAUAACUCUAGUAAAGUUUUUUAUAUUGGAUUGAGGAGUUAGUUCCGUGCUUGUUGGGGGUUUGAAUGAGUCAAGAAUACUUGUUUCAUUGAGGGAACAUUUUGGUGCCAUUGAUAUUAUCGUUAUAGAAAUGACCAAAGGUACGACUUCAGAAAUGAAUGUGAAGUACUCUAUUGUUUUAUCUGACUAAGAGUUAUCCUUUUAUCCUCUGCUUCUCAGAUUUUAACAUCAACAAACAUUAACCUCAACUGAUUAUAUUAAAAAUGUUGCUGUACAACAAUGAAUAGAACACAGAAAACGUCAAUAAAGAGUCUCAGUAUAUUUGCUUAGUUAAUUUUUAUUCAUUCCAAUAGAUUAUAAAUGUACAUGUAAUUGUUGAUACUGAUCUACUAAAACUACACGUAUUUUAAAGAAUGAUUGAAUUUAGUUCCUUUUAUAGAAAUCACAAAUUUUGAUAGAAGCAUUCUCAUAUU